GUCUGGGGCUGAUGCAAUCCUCCAAGAAGACCGAGCGUGUCGUCCGCUUCACCAGCUAUUAAAGACUAACAGCCUUUCUCUGUAACUAACCAAGCCGCCAAGAAACAAGGGACACUCGUAUCUUCGACUUUUAUCAAGAUCACCCAGCUAAUUAUCUGGAGAGAACCUGUGUUUCGCAGACAAAACGAAGCAGAGCAAGCGAGGCGCUCCGUCAUUCAUUCCAAUCCCGGUGACUGUGAAGAUGCCUUUUAUCAGAGCAUUCAGCAAGGUGGCUAAGCAGGCCCUCCUGAGCCCAGGAUGUGGCUGUCAGCCAAUCACAGUGGCCGUACGGACCAUCAGCUUCUCACCUCGCCAGGUCACCUCAGACGCCAGUUUCCACUCCGUGUCCUUCUCCGAGACGGACCACCCCAAGGUGCUCAUCACAGGUGGCCUUGGACAGUUGGGUGUAGGGCUGGCUACAAUGUUGAGGAAGCGGUUCGGAAACAACAACGUGAUCCUGUCGGACAUCAGGAAGCCUCCAAGUCACAUCUUUCACAGCGGACCCUUCAUCUACUCUGACAUCCUGGACUAUAAAAACCUUCGUGAGAUCGUUGUCAACAACCGUAUCACCUGGCUGGUUCAUUACAGUGCCCUGCUCAGUGCCGUGGGAGAGUCCAAUGUCGCUCUGGCACGGGACGUCAACAUCACUGGGCUCCACAACGUCCUGGACAUUGCAGCGGAGCACGGGCUGCGUCUGUUUGUCCCCAGCACCAUCGGAGCUUUCGGGCCCACCUCUCCCCGGAACCCGACCCCUGACCUCUGUGUCCAGAGACCCAGAACCAUCUAUGGGGUCUCCAAAGUCCACGCAGAGCUCAUGGGAGAGUACUACCACCACCGCUACGGUCUUGACUUCCGCUGUCUGCGCUACCCAGGCAUCAUCUCUGCUGACUCGCAGCCUGGAGGAGGAACGACAGACUACGCGGUAGCCAUCUUUCACGACGCCGUAAAGACGGGGAAGUUUGAGUGUAACCUGAAGCCAGACACGCGGCUGCCCAUGAUGUACAUCGACGACUGUCUGCGUGCCACCGUGGAGAUGAUGGAGGCGCCCGCAGACACCCUCUCCAUGAGGACCUAUAACAUCAACGCCAUGAGCUUUUCCCCUGAAGAGCUGGCUCAGGAGGUCCAGAAACAGCUGCCGGACCUGGAGGUCACCUACGACAUCGACCAAGUCAGACAGGCCAUCGCCGACAGCUGGCCAAUGAACUUUGACGACUCUAACGCGCGGAACGACUGGGGCUGGAAACACGAUUACGACCUCCCGGAGCUCGUCCAGACCAUGCUCAACUACAUCGGCUCAGACUCGCGCAUCGCAAAGGCUAACUGAGGGGGCCAGAGGUGGCGUGAUGCUGGGUGGCGUGAUGCUGGGUGGGGUGAUGCUGGGUGACGUGAUGCUGGAUGGGGUUAUGCUGGGUGGGGUGAUGGAGCAGUGUUUCUUUGUACAUACUGUAAAGACUGUUGUUUUAUAGGAGGGAGACACUUGGUGUGUAAAUAGUCGUUUUGUCAUUUGGAAGGGCUCUCAUUCUGUCUGUGUGUCUCGGUGUCUGUCUGUGUGUCUCGGUGUCUGUCUGUGUGUCUCGGUGUCUGUCUGUGUGUCUCGGGGUCUGUCUGUGUGUCUCGGGGUCUGUCUGUCUGUCUCGGUGUCUGUCUGUGUGUCUCGGUGUCUGUCUGUGUGUCUCGGUGUCUGUCUGUGUGUCUCGGGGUCUGUCUCUGUCUCAGUGUCUGUCUGAACAAGUUACUAGAACGUGGUUGCGUGAGAAGUAGCAGGCCGAUUCCCCUCCUCUCUCUCCCUCUCUCCCUCCCUCCCUCUCCCUCCUCCCUCUCAGGAAGGAGGAGAGGUUGACUCCAUAGGGUUGACUCCAUAGGGUUGACUCCAUAGGGUUGACUCCAUAGGGUUGACUCCAUGGGGUUGACUCCAUAGGGUUGACUCCAUAGAGUUGACUCCAUGGGGUUGACUCCAUGGGGUUGACUCCAUAGGGUUGACUCCAUGGGGUUGACUCCAUGGGGUUGACUCCAUGGGGUUGACUCCAUAGAGUUGACUCCAUAGGGUUGACUCCAUGGGGUUGACUCCAUAGGGUUGACUCCAUAGGGUUGACUCCAUGGGGUUGACUCCAUAGGGUUGACUCCAUAGGGUUGACUCCAUAGGGUUGACUCCAUAGGGUUGACUCCAUAGGGUUGACUCCAUGGGGUUGACUCCAUAGGGUUGACUCCAUGGGGUUGACUCCAUAGGGUUGACUCCAUAGGGUUGACUCCAUGGGGUUGACUCCAUAGGGUUGACUCCAUGGGGUUGACUCCAUAGGGUUGACUCCAUAGAGUUGACUCCAUAGGGUUGACUCCAUGGGGUUGACUCCAAGAAUCCUUCUUCUCUCUGUGGGAGAGCUGAUGUUAUAAAGGUCACCUCUGCAUAUGUAAAGCUAUUGCAAAGGGGUUCACUGUUGUAGAAGUAUUUCUCAGCCAAAAGCUGAGAAUUCAGGUUUCAAAAGGUCCUACAUUUACAGUCAUAAUCACACAAGUUUUAGAUUGGAGAGGUUUAUUUAAUAUAAGCGGUGUUUGAUGCACUUUAGAGUAAGAGAGGAAAAUUAUUUUUAAACCCUUUAGAAAAUCAUCAAACAUACAUUGAGGUGUGGAGGAACACAUCGAGUACAAGGUGUUUUCUGCCCACUGAUUCUACAUUCUGUCUGCUGGGAACCACGGACUGGGCACCACGGACUGGGCACCACGGACUGGGAACCACGGACUGGGAACCACGGACUGGGAACCACUGACUGGGAACCACGGACUGGGAACCACGGACUGGGCACCACGGACUGGGCACCACGGACUGGGCACCACGGACUGGGAACCACGGACUGGGCACCACGGACUGGGAACCACUGACUGGGAACCACGGACUGGGAACCACGGACUGGGAGUCACGGACUGGGCACCACGGACUGGGAACCACUGACUGGGAACCACGGACUGGGAACCACGGACUGGGAGUCAUGGUGACUCCAUGUGUUUCUGGCACUUGUAUGUAAAGUGUGAAUGAAUAGACCUCCGUUCCUCUGGAAUCCUUUGGUUGUAUCUCAAAUGGCACCCUAUUCCCUAUAUAUUGGCACCCUAUUCCCUAUAUGAUGGCACCCUAUUCCCUAUAUGGUGGCACCCUAUUCCCUAUAUGAUGGCAUCCUAUUCCCUAUAUAGUGGUACCCUAUUCCCUAUAUGAUGGCACCCUAUUCCCUAUAUGAUGACACCCUAUUCCCUAUACGGUGGCACCCUAUUCCCUAUAUGAUGGCACCCUAUUCCCUAUAUGAUGGCAUCCUAUUCCCUAUAUAGUGGCACCCUAUUCCCUAUAUGAUGGCACCCUAUUCCCUAUAUGAUGGCACCCUAUUCCCUAUAUGGUGGCACCCUAUUCCCUAUAUAGUGGUACCCUAUUCCCUAUAUGAUGGCACCCUAUUCCCUAUAUAGUGGUACCCUAUUCCCUAUAUGAUGGCACCCUAUUCCCUAUAUGAUGGCACCCUAUUCCCUAUAUGAUGGCAUCCUAUUCCCUAUAUAGUGGCACCCUAUUCCCUAUAUGAUGGCACCCUAUUCCCUAUAUGAUGGCACCUAUUCCCUAUAUGGUGGCACCCUAUUCCCUAUAUAGUGGUACCCUAUUCCCUAUAUGAUGGCACCCUAUUCCCUAUAUAGUGGUACCCUAUUCCCUAUAUGAUGGCACCCUAUUCCCUAUAUGAUGGCACCCUGUUCCCUAUAUGAUGGCACCCUAUUCCCUAUAUGAUGGCACCCUAUUCCCUAUAUGAUGGCACCCUAUUCCCUAUAUAGUGGUACCCUAUUCCCUAUAUGAUGGCACCCUAUUCCCUAUAUGAUGGUACCCUAUUCCCUAUAUGAUGGCACCCUAUUCCCUAUAUAGUGGCACCCUAUUCCCUAUAUGAUGGCACCCUGUUCCCUAUAUGAUGGCACCCUAUUCCCUAUAUAGUGGCACCCUAUUCCCUAUAUAGUGGCACCCUAUUCCCUAUAUGGUGGUACCCUAUGCCCUAUAUGGUGGUACCCUAUGCCCUAUAUAGUGGUACCCUAUUCCCUAUAUAGUGGUGCCCUAUUUGAUGGCACUAUAUUCCCUAUAUAGUGGCACCCUAUUCCCUAUAUGAUGGCACCCUAUUCCCUAUAUAGUGGUACCCUAUUCCCUAUAUGAUGGCACCCUAUUCCCUAUAUAGUGGCACCCUAUUCCCUAUAUGAUGGCACCCUGUUCCCUAUAUAGUGGCACCCUGUUCCUUAUUUUCCCAUAUUCUCUAUUCCCCUAUAAUGCCAAUAGGGUCCCAUUUGGGACGCACAGUUUGACUGGUUAAAUAUGGACGGUUUCCUUUAGUUGGUAAUGUAGGCGUCAGGGAUGCCCGUUUUCACCCUCUAACUCUGUUCUUCAAAGGGCUGAGGGUUGUGGAUGUUAUAUAUAAAUUAUAUAUUUAUAAUUAUAAUAUAUAUAUAUAAAACACAUUUCUGCUGGUUAUAUGUUUUUCUUUUCAGAUGCUAUUGUUGUUAAUGAAUCCAAUGCUAUAAGCUUUUUCACACUGCAGUGAUCUUAGCCCCAGGCUAAGACUGACCCUGGACUAGCUUAUCCUGUCUUCGCGGUUCACACAAGCUUUCAGUGAUGAAUUGUUUAAACCUCGCUGUCCGCCUGCCUGCCUGACCUCGGAUAAACUGUUUCACUUUUGAAAUGCGAUCUCGCGCCCCUCUACAGAGAAUUCUGUGCACAGACGAGACAUCAACUUUUCUGAUCCAGGCGAAAUCAUGCAACGAUAUUUUAUUGUCAUGGAUAGCCAUAAUCCAAGUACAUGUCUAUGAAAACAGAGGAAAGAGCUUGAUGUCAUUUUUCUUUUCAGAUGCUAUUGUUGUUAAUGAAUCCCCCCUCUUCCAGCUGUAGAGUUCGUGGCUUCGGUUGGCUAGCUAAGUGAGAAGAAGUUAGCCAGCCGGCAGAGCAACCAAUUUUUAUUAUUAUUUUUAUUAGCCAUAGAAACCAAAAUGUUUUUUGCAUAGAUGAAAGUAUUGUUUUUAUUUAUUUUUUAUUUUUGUCCUCUGAUAGAAGGAUGAAAUAGUAUAAAUGUAUUUAUUAAAAUGGCAGAACGCAUCACAAGCGUAUGUAAGUUAAGUGAAUGUGAUUGGACAGUAAAGAUUCUAUGUUAAGUGAAUGUGAUUGGACAGUAAAGAUUCUAUGCGUUGUUCUUGACCCGUUUUGGUCACUGGCUAUUUUGGCACCGUGUUUCUGGGGCCCUGAAAAGUCGUCUCUAACCCUGCUCUGGAACAGGGCCCGGCUGGGCUAAAAUCUGAAUAUUCGCUUAGGCCUGGGCUAAAAUCUCCCAUAGCCCAGGCCUGACGAGGCUCUUAGGCCUGGGAUAAAAUCUCCCAUAGCCCAGGCCUGACGAGGCUCUUAGCCCUGGGCUAAAAUCUCCCAUAGCCCAGGCCUGACGAGGCUCUUAGCCCUGGGCUAAAAUCUCCCAUAGCCCAGGCCUGACGAGGCUCUUAGCCCUGGGCUAAGGUUGGUGUGAAUAUUCGCUUAGGCCUGGGCUAAAAUCUCCCAUAGCCCAGGCCUGACGAGGCUCUUAGCCCUGGGCUAAGGUUGGUGUGAAUAUUCGCUUAGGCCUGGGCUAAAAUCUCCCAUAGCCCAGGCCUGACGAGGCUCUUAGGCCUGGGAUAAAAUCUCCCAUAGCCCAGGCCUGACGAGGCUCUUAGCCCUGGGCUAAGGUUGGUGUGAAUAUUCGCUUAGGCCUGGGCUAAAAUCUCCCAUAGCCCAGGCCUGACGAGGCUCUUAGCCCUGGGCUAAGGUUGGUGUGAAUAUUCGCUUAGGCCUGGGCUAAAAUCUCCCAUAGCCCAGGCCUGACGAGGCUCUUAGCCCUGGGCUAAAAUCUCCCAUAGCCCAGGCCUGACGAGGCUCUUAGCCCUGGGCUAAGGUUGGUGUGAAUAUUCGCUUAGGCCUGGGCUAAAAUCUCCCAUAGCCCAGGCCUGACGAGGCUCUUAGCCCUGGGCUAAAAUCUCCCAUAGCCCAGGCCUGACGAGGCUCUUAGCCCUGGGCUAAGGUUUGUGUGAAUAUUCGCUUAGGCCUGGGCUAAAAUCUCCCAUAGCCCAGGCCUGACGAGCCUCUUAGCCCUGGGCUAAAAUCUCCCAUAGCCCAGGCCUGACGAGGCUCUUAGCCCUGGGAUAAAAUCUCCCAUAGCCCAGGCCUGAUGAGGCUCUUAGCCCUGGGCUAAAAUCUCCCAUAGCCCAGGCCUGACAAGGCUCUUAGCCCUGGGAUAAAAUCUCCCAUAGCCCAGGCCUGACGAGGCUCUUAGCCCUGGGAUAAAAUCUCCCAUAGCCCAGGCCUGACGAGGCUCUUAGCCCUGGGAUAAGGUUGGUGUGAAUGCAUCUUUUCUAUGUGAAAGUUGGAACAAAUGUGUGUUCUUUCAAUCACAAAAUCUCCUUUUGUCAUUAAAGAUUUUUUUUCUUUUCUCUCAACUAUCUCAGUCAUUGUUUCUCUUGUUUUGUGCCUCGUUCUGUCUGUUUCUAUAUAUUGUUAUUCUGCCUCCUCACUGAUACUUUAAAAAAAAAAUCAUUGUAUCUUCCUAAGUUUCCUGUACGUUUCUAGCUUUGACAUGACAACAAGUGUUCUAAGGCAGUAUUAGUAAAGCCACAUUACUACCGGGCUGUGUUUAUAAGGCUGUGUUUGUAAUGUGUUCAGUACAAAAUGUAAUCCAACUCCUCAUGCCUUUUUUUUUUAAAGGUUUGAUGCAUAUUAAAAUAUCUAUGAAUUCAUUA
Messenger RNA from Oncorhynchus nerka (sockeye salmon), 6792 nucleotides. Its product is annotated as L-threonine 3-dehydrogenase, mitochondrial-like. Gene Ontology annotation, biological process: L-threonine catabolic process. Bases 242 to 1363 code for a protein of 373 amino acids. The record is from RefSeq and is a predicted model, not a curated record. NCBI's taxonomy places the organism in Eukaryota, Metazoa, Chordata, Actinopteri, Salmoniformes, Salmonidae. The transcript is spliced from 10 exons. Gene Ontology annotation, molecular function: L-threonine 3-dehydrogenase activity.